Mytilus trossulus (common blue mussel) is the source of this 3518-nucleotide messenger RNA. RefSeq lists its product as uncharacterized. Lineage: Eukaryota; Metazoa; Mollusca; Bivalvia; Mytilida; Mytilidae. Gene Ontology annotation, molecular function: ubiquitin protein ligase binding. The record is from RefSeq and is a predicted model, not a curated record. The transcript has 14 exons. The coding region runs from base 86 to 3292 and encodes 1068 amino acids.
UUUUUUUUUAGAUUUGACAGUCACAUAGUGUGAAAAACUAUAGAAUUUAAACAAAUUGUACAUGUAGCGAGUUUAAUUUUCUACAAUGAGCGGAUUUCUAAAAUAUAUUUGUUUGUUUAAUCAAAAGGAAAGAUAUUCUCCAUUGUGGAGUGUUAAUAACUUUCAUUUUAAACGGGAUGGAAAGCACAAUGAGGAAAUAUGUGCUCUACAUAACUCUGAAUCUUCCCUGAGUCACGUUGGAAGCAUGGAGACGCUGAUCGACACGCCAUCUAUAGCGGAAGACAACCCAGAGGUAAUGUUAGAUUUCCUUACAAUGCAGAGUCUAAGAGACAGAUACAAUGAGAAAGACCUAUUUGAGGUAGAGUUAACGGCCCCAUACGUCAACGAACAAGACUUUGAUAACUACGUCAGAGAAUUCGUCAUUGAUGAUGCUAUUUCCGAGUGUUUUGCUGCCUCUGAAGAUUCAAGUCCUAUAUUUUCAUUUCCGUUUCAGAAAGCGUCUAAUUCACCUGCAAAACAAAACCGAUUGAAAAAGAAACUUGUCCACAAAUCCCCUCAAGAGGAAAUGAUACUAAGUGAUGAGGACUCAAGGUCAAGUGAUUCAAAAAGGUCAAAGCUGAUAGGUAAUAUUUUCAACCGGAAGCAGAAGGGUAAGGAGAAUAUGAAACCGAUCAAAGAACCAGAUUCUAAAGAAAACGGCGACAUUACAGGGGCGAUAAUCGAUGCUUGUGAACAUAUUACAAAUACAUAUAAACAUCCUUCAGGGAAACCAGAUUCUACUAUAAGUGAUACAUCACCGAAAAAAGACUCCAAUAAAAAUCAGGGAAUAGUUAAAAAUGGCAGCAUAGUGAAAGAAAGUGAUAAUGUUAGUCGUAGGACCAGUGUUAGUAAUCGGUCACGUGACAGUAGUUCUUCUCGUCGUCUACCUCCGGUUCCUUCCGAUUCCAGUCGAUCAGAAAGUUCUGUUCCGAGGAGAAAACACUCAACUGCUUCGUCUACGGGUACAGCAAGAAGGACACCGAAAAAGAGUGAAACACUUAUUGAUGAACUGUUGUCAAAGAGUGAUGCUGAUUUGGCGUCCACAUUGAACAGUAUGUCGUAUGAUUCUUUGAGAAAAACAAGAGACCGAAUGGGUGACACCGUACUACAUAGAUGUGUCAAAGAGGACAAAACUACCUCAACAAAAACCUUAUCUACUAAAUAUCCUCAGAUGUGUUCAGAACUCAAUAACGACAGAUUGUCUCCCUUAGAAUACUCAGUAAAGCUUGGAAAAUGUGAAUGUAUGUUGAUUUUACUUGAAAAAUCCCGUUCUGACGGAGUACUGGAAUCUUUAACGGUGCCUAGACUACUUAAUAUGGCAGCUCAGUACGAUCAGCCUGAAUGUUUGGAAUCUUUGCUGAAUUUACUCCCUAAAGGAGAGGGCAAUCCACUGGAACUACCUCCAGAUAGUCUUGGUAAUACGGCUGCGCACGAGGCUACAAGUAAAGGUCAUCUCAGGUGUUUACAGAUAUUGUUGGAUAAUGGGUAUGAUGUUUGGUCCAAGAACUCGGAGGGAUUAUGUCCUAUACAGCUUGCCAUACAUAAUCACCAUACGGAAUGUUACGGGUUUAUGUUAUUGUUUGAAAGUUCUCGAUGUCUUGCAAGAGAAGCUGCACACCAGUAUAAUAAAGCAGUCAGGUUGACAAAUUCUAAGAUUUCAAAUUACGACGCUUUUUUUAUGAUUGAAUCCCAGCUUUCACGAUACCAGGAACAGUUGAAUGAAGCCAUGAGGUCCACUCUGGAGAGUCAGGAGAAUAUCUUAGUUUCUUUAGACUGUAUAUACGAUCAGUUAGCUGCAGUGCUAGCUUCAAUGGAGGAUGCAUCAGAAUUAACUUGCCAUUUAGAAACUAUCAAGGGAGAAUCUGAACGCCUGCAAGAUCUGUUUGACUUUUCGGUUAUUGCUAAUGCUAACAGUAUGCUGUCUAAAGUGUUGACUGACUUCCGUGAGGUAUUGAAAGAUGCGGAUGGGAAGGAAAUCAAAGACGGUUCUCCUGAUAAAAAGCCGUACAAUAAUUUUAGAUCUUCAUAUAAGGAUAUGAUAAAAACUCUAGAGCAUGAUAAAGGUGAUCAUUUUGAAACAACGGUACAACAACAUAUGCAGACAUUUAUAGAAAAAUAUAAGCUACCGGAAACGCUAUUUUCAGAUAAGGAGAGUACUUCUAAUUCUAGUAGUUCCACAAGCAAUCGAACAUUUACCAUUACUAAAAAGUCUUUAAAAUUACAGUCCUUUCCCGUGGACUCUACGCAUCAUGAACUACCUCAAAAUAACCCUGACAAUAGUAGUAAAGAAGGGAACACACAAAAAUCGCCUUCUAAACUGAAGAGAGGUAAUACGAAAACUAAAAGUCUUAAAGGUCGAACUCCAAGCCAAGAGAAAAGAGCUGAUGUGGUAAAAACAGCUCUGUCCGAUGAGAUUAGUUCAAAAGAUAGAAGAAACAUUAAUGGAAAUGCAAGUCAACAUUGUAAUGACGAUACAGAUAAUAUUGUUAGUCAUAUAAUGUCGUCACCGGAAGUGCCAUUAUUGGAAAGUCCUAGUGCAACAGAGUCUGUUUACACAUCAACUCUGACGUCAGACCAAACUGUCACAGAUCAGUAUUCUGAUUGGACAUCAAGGACUGAAACACUCCAAAGAGAAUCGAAUGAUUCCGGUUCCGAAUGGUGGCAAGAAAACAACGGUUACUAUAACGAGGAAGAAGACGAUAUUGACGAUGGUCAUAGUCGUGUGCGUCUAAAUGUUGACAAUGAAGACUUGCCUGAUGAAAUGUUGCGUCAGCAUCGUCUGAACCAACACUUAAAAUCAGUGGAGAAGAUAAACGCACAUAGAACUGACGUCAUAGAAACUGUAGUAACAGCUUCGGGUAGACAGCUGGGUCGGUCUAAUCCAUCCAAAGUACCGAAGCCAGCUCCUAGACCCUCUUUGAACAAGGAACAACUGAAACAAAACAAGGAAUCCAAAAGAGGAACUAGCAUUUUUAGCAAGAUCAAAAAUAAAAGCAAAGUGAAACUUUUUAGUGCUGAGAAUGUUGGUCCUUCGCGUGAAAUAACCCCAUCGGAGUUCUUGGAAAGUUAUGAUCGUUCACAUGAUGGAGCAAAAAAUGAUUUGAAGUGGGACGAAGUUUCUCUAACGGACGGAGAAGAGUACAAAUCAAAUGAAAAGCCUUGGUAUGAAAUGUCAGAAGAUGAAGAAAGCCUACUACAAGGUUGGAAAACGGACGAUGAAGAUGAAAAUGCGCGGGAUUUUGGAAACCUAUGAUUUUAAAUCUAUUAGGACAAAAACAGUCUAACUGUGCAUUGCAGCAUCAUCAAAAUAAGGAUAUACGGUUAUUGUGAUAUCAAAUCAAUUUUGUUUUAUUACACUCAGGGUUAACAUAUAAUGAAUAUUGUUGUGAAAACAGGGACAUAUUUACAAAAUUAUAUUUGCAUACAGUAUCUAUUUUAUUACAUUAUCUGUGUACAUAUCGUCUGUUGAUCAAAAUGUG